GUCGAUAUCCUGUUGGUUGUGCUUCAUCACCACAAACGCAUAUUGACAAUUGGCCGGCAACCCAAGAGCCAGGUGCAAAGUACCUCAGGUACCUCCAUUCAUCUUAGCGUCUUACCCCGUGCUCGGAUCCCAUUGCGACCUAUCCCCCUUGCCCGCCGCUCCUUAUUUCCCCCGCCCUCCAUGUUGUAUCUUUGCCCUCAAGAUCACCUAGAUUAACACCCUCUAGCCUUUUUUUCUGUUCCCCACUAUCAUCCUUCACCUCGCCUGGCAUCGUAUAGCCACUGCCUCCUUCCCUUUUUCUGGAUGUCUUCGUCAAAACCGGACUACGAUUUCCGUUCCUCUGAGGCGAGACGUGUGAUCGGUCGAGGCGUUUUUGGAGACGGAGCAUUUGGCAUACUCGUCGAUCUAUCCUGCUCGUUGUUCACAGUCUUCGAAGAUGAGGAUAGGCUGCCUUCAGUUCGCUCCUCAAGUGGGCGACAUCGACAAUAACCUCAACCGCGCCGAUUCGUGUUUGAGCAAAGCGAACACGGACGAUCUUGAUCUUCUUGUCCUGCCUGAGCUGGCUUUCACAGGAUACAACUUCAAAUCGUUGCAGCAAAUCUCGCCCUUUCUCGAGCCAUCAGGCUCUGGCAUUACCUCGCUGUGGGCUCGAACUACGGCCCUCAAAUACAACUGCAAUGUGGUCGUUGGCUACCCAGAGAAGGGAGAUGUCUCCAACAACUGGCCUACGGGCCCGGAGUACUACAACUCUGCAAUCGUGGUCAAUGGAGAUGGGGAGACAAUUGCCAAUUACCGGAAAAGUUUCCUAUACUACACGGACGAGACCUGGGCGCUUGAGGGGAACAAUGGGUUCUAUGAGGGCUGGAUUCCUGGUCUUGGAAACACGUCCAUCGGUAUCUGUAACCCUUACAAGUUUCAAGCUCCGUGGCAUGCUUUUGAGUUUGCCUUCCAUGUUCUCGAGAAUGAAUCCAACUUGGUCAUUGUGUCUAUGGCAUGGAUGACUCGAGAGGAUGGACGCCUGUUCAGUCGGAUGCCCAAUGAACCAGACAUGGACACUUUGACCUACUGGGUCACUCGUUUGGAACCUCUCAUUCGCUCAGAUAACCAGGAGGAGAUUAUUGUUGUCUUCUGCAACCGAACUGGCAAUGAGGACGAAGCAGUUUAUGCAGGGACGAGCGCGGUUGUUGGGAUUCAGGAUGGGGAGGUCAAGAUAUACGGCCUCCUUGGCCGAGGAGAGAAGGAGCUCCUGGUUGUCGACACCAACAAUCCUCCUUACGCAAAGCUUGUUUAUCGCCCUGAGCGUGAGCGGUCGUCUACCGUGCAGUCCGAGAUGCUGCAGCCAGAUCGCCCAUCCUCAGCUGCUCCAUCCGGCUAUAGUACUCUAUCUCACAGCACCAACAUCUCCACCAGAGAAAUCUUCUUCUGUCUCGGGAUCCCCUCAGAAGUCAUCGAUGAAGUCACCAACGUCAAGAAAGGCGAAGCGGACACCAAGGAUCCAAAUACCUCCCCUUCCUACUUUUCCGCCGGGGUCGCAAUACGUAGACAGCACGGGCAGGUCGCCAAACAGCAUUAA
Messenger RNA from Colletotrichum navitas, 1573 nucleotides. Its product is annotated as carbon-nitrogen hydrolase. NCBI's taxonomy places the organism in Eukaryota, Fungi, Ascomycota, Sordariomycetes, Glomerellales, Glomerellaceae. The record is from RefSeq and is a predicted model, not a curated record. The transcript has 4 exons. Gene Ontology annotation, molecular function: protein-N-terminal glutamine amidohydrolase activity; protein-N-terminal asparagine amidohydrolase activity. Gene Ontology annotation, biological process: protein modification process; protein catabolic process. The coding region runs from base 437 to 1573 and encodes 378 amino acids.